CCAACCCUAUUCAUGCUUCAGUUUAUUUUAUGCUGUUUUUCUGGCUGCAGACGAACCCGAAGCUGUACCUGAACCUGCUGGAGCUGGAGUACAGCGGCGAUGUGCAGCAGAACGAGGCCGAGAUCAUGGCCUGCUUCGACCGAGCUCUGAGCAGCACGAUGCAGCUGGAGCAGCGCCUCAUCUUCUCCCAGCGCAAGCUCGAGUUCCUGGAGGACUUCGGCAGCGACGUCAACCUGCUGGUGGCAGCGUAUGAACAGCAUCAGAGACUCGUAACGGAGCAGGAGUCGCUGAAGAGGAAAGCAGAGAACGGCUCAGAAGAGCCGGACUCAAAGAGACAGCGGACAGACGACCAAUCAGGAGCCUCGGGUCAGAUGAUGCAGGACAUGCAGGCCAAUCACGCCGGAUACAACUACAACAACUGGUACCAGCAGUAUAACUCGUGGGGCGGUCAGAACUCCUGGGGUCAGUACAGUCAGUAUAACCAGUACUACCCACCGCCUCCAACAUAACAGACUGCGCCGGCCGUGUCUACUGCUCCUUCAGCUUCAGCAUUCAUCCCGUCUCCAAUCACACGCGGUGUGCUUUCUGUUUUUGGCACGAGCUCUUUUCCCUCUAAGUGCAAGUGAGUUUUUAAUGAGCCGAGUUGGUUUAGUGCUUCUGGAGGUUUAGUUGUGUUCGCGGACAGAUUGACAUUCAUCUGGAAGACUUGAUCCUCAUCUCCGCUCCUCCGUGUGAUCCUGUUUUCAGAGAGAAACGUGAAACAUGAAGACCUUUUUUAUUUUGACUUGGUUUCAUAAUAAAGAGAUUGACAUCC
Sinocyclocheilus rhinocerous is the source of this 814-nucleotide messenger RNA. RefSeq names its product pre-mRNA-processing factor 39-like. NCBI's taxonomy places the organism in Eukaryota, Metazoa, Chordata, Actinopteri, Cypriniformes, Cyprinidae. Gene Ontology annotation, cellular component: U1 snRNP; U2-type prespliceosome; commitment complex. The transcript has 4 exons. Gene Ontology annotation, molecular function: pre-mRNA 5'-splice site binding. Gene Ontology annotation, biological process: mRNA 5'-splice site recognition. The record is from RefSeq and is a predicted model, not a curated record. The coding region runs from base 30 to 509 and encodes 159 amino acids.